AUUACCUUUAAAUUGAAGGAAACCUGAAAAUAGCAGUUACUAAGAUAGAAAAACAUCAAAAAGAUUAUAAUAAACCAGAAAGGAACAUGGACGAUUAAGGAUGGGGACGAUUAACACAGAUUACAAACGACGAAGUUGAAAACUUCAGGCUAAACUUUUGAAGAUGCGUAAACCGUGACUUAGUUCAUUUAAACAUUUUAAAGUCACUCUGAAUUACUACAUUGACGUUUGCAGUCUGUUUGAAUAUCAUCACUAUAUUUAUUGUCAGUUCGUAUCUCAUUUUAUCCCGUUUUAAGAACACUUUGUAUGGAACAUAAUCGUCUAAUACAGUUUGACCUGUUGUUCUAUUUAACGGUUUGUGAUAUCUUUUAAUGUUUGGUUCUGAACGAGAGUUAUUUUGUCCAUUUUAGGUAUUUCAGAGGCUGGUUUGUUCGUCGAAUGCUGGAAAAAUCAAAAGCCAAGGCUCUGAAGCGAACGCUGUCAUUCAACAAGUUUAUCAAGGGUUACCAGGCCCUACUCUACAGAGUACAGAAGAGAUAUGGCAUCAAAGAGCCGACCACUGCUCUGGAGUUUAACGAGUUGAUGGAGUAUGUGGAGCGGCUUAAUAAAUACGAAGUGGCGUUUGACAAAUUUGCCACCGACGGUGUCCUUCAGUAUAACGACAUCAAGAAGUUCUUCGAGUCAGUUGGUCACGUACCUUCACAAAAGGAAAUCGACGAAGCUAUCGAGAUUGUCACGAAAAUGUCUGCUAAAGGCCGUGCCCUGACCAAAGCUGAAGCAGUCGAAGUGUUAUUCCAUAUUUACGUUCCAAAAGGCACAAAGAUGAAGCUGGCUGACGUUCGUAAAUCCACGUGGUUAAAUCCCUUGGACGAUGGGCGCGAUAUUAUGCAACUCUUGUCCAAAAAAGACUUGGAACAAACCAAUUUGUUGAGGUGUUUGGAAGUGGUGGCAGGAGCAGGAAAGGAGAGCGACGAUAUUCAAGACUUACUUCGUCCGGAGUCCGCAGCGGGCAAGCAAACUGACAAGAAACAACAAGGCAAGAAAAAGUCGACCUCAAAACCCCCGCGCAAAACCAUCCUGGCCCAGUACCCUAUGAGACCAUCGACCCCGACCACUAAAUCACCCAGGCCUCCGUCAGGCAAAAAGCCGAGCAAGAGAUGAUGCUGAAGGAGUACUGGUAAUAAGGCGGUGUCCGUAAAUUAAUUAGCCAUCCAUGGAGACCCAGGGGCAGUUAGUGGGGAAAAGUGAAAGACAAAACGGCGGGGAAAAUCAGCAAAGCUGGGUUAAUGUUUAACCUAAGUAGUCUUAGAGUAUGAAAGAAAUUCUGCAAGAUUUCUUGGUCGCCUUUGAGUGACCUUCUUUAAACUUUAUUUAAAAAUGUAUUUAACAUGUACACUAUGUUUUAUGAAAUACCCAGGAUUUUACGAACGUUCUGAUUCGUCAAUCAAGACCUUUGACUUGUUUUGACCGGAGUCUGAGCAGUCUCAUGAAUACAGCAGUCCAUAAUUUGUACAUUUCGUUCAUUUUAAUUCUGCAAUAAUCUUUGGAUAUUGUCCUUUAGUAGCAGUUUCAAAAUAAUUUUGAAAGAUCUUUGAAUUAAAAUUACCGCUAGCUGCUGGACAAAUUAAAUUAACCACGGGACAUUGUCUUGAUGUGUUACCAAUUCUCUGAACUGGCAAAAAAAAAAAA
This is a messenger RNA of Orbicella faveolata, 1689 nucleotides long. RefSeq lists its product as uncharacterized. The record is from RefSeq and is a predicted model, not a curated record. Gene Ontology annotation, molecular function: protein binding. Lineage: Eukaryota; Metazoa; Cnidaria; Anthozoa; Scleractinia; Merulinidae.